AUGGCGGCUAAUAACGUCCCACGUCAGACCACUUCCUUUCAUCACAUCGUAAUCGAUGACGAUACCAUCUUGAAGGCGACUGCUAAUCUGAAAUCCAGUGUUUCUGCAGGUGACAGGAGGAACGUUAACAAUUAUCGCGGUAUUUCUGCCUUAUGUGCGAUCGCCAAACUGUUUGAGCUGGUUGUAUUAGAUCCAUUUUUCUCGUAUUGCAAUUUUUACUUCUCCAACGAACAACAUGGAUUCAUGCCUAAACGCUCUACGACUACAAACUUGUUGACGUUCACAUCUUCCGUGCAAGACAGUUUUACCAAGGGAUCUCAAACCGACGUAAUCUACACCGACCUGACCGCAGCUUUCGACAAGGUAAACCACAAAAUAGCCAUAGCCAAACUAGAUCGUAUCGGUAUUUGUGGCUCUUUACUGGAAUGGCUACCUGGUAGGACGGAAACUUAUUGUACGUUCAGCUACGAAAGCCGCUGCCGCCUUAUCGAUAUCGACACGCUGCAGGCCCGCCGGACCGCAACAUGGGCCUCUAUUGUUGCCGAUCUGCUUUCGUCGAGAACCGACUGCUCUGCACUGCACUCCAACUCAGCGUACGAUCCCGAGGCUUGA
Messenger RNA from Uranotaenia lowii, 612 nucleotides. RefSeq lists its product as uncharacterized. The transcript is spliced from 3 exons. The record is from RefSeq and is a predicted model, not a curated record. NCBI's taxonomy places the organism in Eukaryota, Metazoa, Arthropoda, Insecta, Diptera, Culicidae. The coding region runs from base 1 to 612 and encodes 203 amino acids.